AUGAGAAACUUCAGCAAAAUCAAUGAAUCAGCCGUCACCGCCACUGGCAGACGCAAACAGCUGUUAGUUACAAGGAAGCUCUCACCGCCGCAGGCAGACAUGAGAAACUUCAGCAUAGUUACAUUACCUUCAGCA
Funneliformis geosporum is the source of this 135-nucleotide messenger RNA. Lineage: Eukaryota; Fungi; Glomeromycota; Glomeromycetes; Glomerales; Glomeraceae. The record is from the annotation of a GenBank genome assembly.